Molecule: messenger RNA, 906 nt
Organism: Echinops telfairi (small Madagascar hedgehog)
Lineage: Eukaryota; Metazoa; Chordata; Mammalia; Afrosoricida; Tenrecidae
Gene: MCTS1
Product: MCTS1 re-initiation and release factor
Exons: 6
Coding region: 235-780 (181 amino acids)
Biological process (GO): formation of translation preinitiation complex
Molecular function (GO): RNA binding
Source: RefSeq, a predicted model, not a curated record
UCGUAACCCCCAAAGAAAAGGCAAAAACGCCAACGUGGAGUUUAGAGGGGCGGAAGUAGUCAGAUUUCACUGAGCCGGAAGGCGCGACCGACAGUCUCACUUUCCGGCUGGCGACAACCUCUCCGACUGUCAGUGCCGGCCUUCCGCGUGUAAGGGUAUCUGCAGGACCCUUCUUAAUUCAAUUUCGUUCCCCAUCCGGGCCCUUCCCUACCGUCGCCCCCUUCACCUUGGAUCAUGUUCAAGAAAUUUGAUGAAAAAGAGAAUGUGUCCAACUGUAUCCAGUUGAAAACCUCAGUUAUUAAGGGUAUUAAGAACCAAUUGAUAGAGCAAUUUCCAGGUAUUGAACCAUGGCUUAAUCAAAUCAUGCCUAAGAAAGAUCCUGUGAAAAUAGUAAGAUGCCACGAACAUAUAGAAAUCCUUACAGUAAAUGGAGAGUUACUAUUUUUUAGGCAGAGAGAAGGGCCUUUUUAUCCAACCCUAAGGUUACUUCACAAAUAUCCCUUUAUAUUACCACAUCAGCAAGUUGAUAAAGGAGCCAUCAAAUUUGUACUCAGUGGAGCAAAUAUCAUGUGUCCUGGCUUAACAUCUCCUGGAGCUAAGCUUUACCCUGCUGCAGUCGAUACAAUUGUUGCAAUAAUGGCAGAAGGAAAACAGCAUGCUCUGUGUGUUGGAGUCAUGAAGAUGUCUGCAGAAGACAUUGAGAAAGUCAACAAAGGAAUUGGCAUAGAAAAUAUCCAUUAUUUAAAUGAUGGGCUGUGGCAUAUGAAAACAUAUAAAUGAUCCCCAGAAGGAAUGCACUUGGGGAAAAACAUGGAUAUUGUGCUGUAAUUCCGUGUUUGUAUCUCUGUAUGGCAGCAUGAAGACACUGUCUCUGGUUAUGCUGAAUAAAUUCAACAGAUGCUAAAA